Molecule: messenger RNA, 2226 nt
Organism: Exophiala spinifera
Lineage: Eukaryota; Fungi; Ascomycota; Eurotiomycetes; Chaetothyriales; Herpotrichiellaceae
Exons: 3
Coding region: 1-2226 (741 amino acids)
Source: RefSeq, a predicted model, not a curated record
AUGACGCUCUUGAGGACGCCGCUUCUUACGGCGCUUCUCACGGUGCUCAGCUCCAACUCGGUCAUUGGGGAACCACUAGCGACGAUACAACCUUGUCCAGAGGCAACGGGCCUCCAUGUUGCGCCGAUCACUGUGACCUCUCAGUAUCAACCUGUUGCGACCUGCCAACCAAGCACAGCUUGUGUGAAAGGACAAUGCUCGACGAUAUAUCCCUUCACAACCUAUCCUUUCGUCUCCACCACCAUUCCGCAGGCAUGGAACGGAACAACAACCCAAAAUGUUCUUGUAACAGAUGUUGGCCAAUUUGUCAAGGCCUCUGAACACCUCGAAACUAUCGCAAUUGUCACGGCUGCGCCCUCUGUGAACAGGGCAAUGUGGCCAGGCUGGCUGAACCGUCACAAAAAUGCUGCAACUAUUGACAAUGCCCUUACAUAUUUCGAGACCGUUACUAGGCAGGCCGUUGCUCCUUUCAGUGCUCUUGGACCUAUAGCAAUUCCCGGAUGGGAGGGCAGCGGACUGUGCAAGAACUGUUUAGGCAGUGAUGGUAGCAAGUACCAGCUCUUCCAGGUUGUUGAAUGCCGUUAUGGAUCUUUUGCACCUGGCAAACCAUUUCAAGGGUGUACAGAGUGGUUCGAAACAAUCAUCGAACAACCAUCCACUACUAUGCCGGUAGAGGCCAUUUGCUCAAGUACAGGAACUAUUCCUCGAGCUGGCGUUUAUACUUGGACCUUUCCCCAGGUGGUACCACCUGUCACCGUCACAAAGCCUCCCGUGGUUGUCACUACGACCAUCAAUGGGCAGCCUUUGGUUACGUUGAAGCCCACGUUCCAAGUGAUCCCAUCACAAUCUUGGAAUGCAAAAGUUACAGGCACUUUUACCGCCGCCACAACCUUUGUCAUUGAGGUGACCGUUACCAAGGUGUUUAUUUUCCCGGUGUCCUGGGGAACUAGCUCUGCAGCAUUAUCCAACAGCAUCCCAAUUCCGACACAGUCGCUUCCAGGUCCGAGCAACCAACAUGGAUGGUGGCCGUUUCCCAUUGGUCCCCAUGGUCCCCAUGGUGGUUCCGGCUGGCCUGGUUCUUACGGAGGUGGUCAUGGCUGGCAAGACUGGAAUCCAACCGUUUCCAGUUCGAUCUCCACAAGCACCACUACAUCCACAGCCUGGAGUAGUAGUGGAUGGCUUGACUGGAGCUCACAAUUUUCCAUCACAGUCACCUCAAGCGCGACUACAUCUACCAGUCGGGGGAGUUCGUCCACUUUAAGUUCAAGUGGAUCUGUCGGACCAAUCAGUGGCUCAACGACCGCAACCACCAGCACACGCCAGUCGUCCUCAAUGACAACUACUUCAGGAUCUGGCUCAUCCACAGGAGGGCCCAUAUCAGGGUCUACUACUGGCUCGGGCUCGGGCUCUUCCACCGGUUCAGGGACCGGACCCAGUUCGUCAACAGGAGGGUCUGUUUCAGGCUCUACAACUGGCUCCGGAGGGUCUGGCUCAUCCACAGGAGGGCCGAUCUCAGGCUCUACAACUGGUUCCGGCUCAGGCUCAACCACAGGCUCAGGAUCAUCUACAGGAGUUUCUACCUCAGGUUCAGGCUCGUCAACUGGGUCUGGAGGCUCGGGCUCGUCCACUGGUGCGCCGACAUCAGGUUCAGGCUCAUCAACACAAGGCUCAGGCUCCUCGACAACUGGUGGUGGUGGCGGCCAAGGAGGUUCAGGGUCAUCUACCACAGGAGGCUCAGGAGGCUCUGGCUCGUCUACUUCAGGUGGUUCAGAGUCCUCCACCACAGCGGGAUCAGGAUCGUCUACCACGGCGUCAACCACGGGAGCCUCAAGUGGCUCAGGGUCAUCCACCACAGAUGGUUCAGGGUCAUCUACCACAGGUGGUUCAGAAUCAUCUACCACGGGUGGUUCUGGAUCGUCUACCACAGGAGGCUCUGGCUCGUCUACUUCAGGUGGUUCAGGAUCUUCCACCACAGGAGGCCCUGGGUCAUCCACCACGGGUGGAUCAGGAUCCUCCACAGCAGGUUCUGGCUCGUCUACUUCAAGCGGAUCCGGAGGACCUGGGUCAACAACGUCCUCAGGAGCAGUAUCUUCCACCACAAGCGGGUCUGGAUCUUCCACGUCUGGUGGCGCCGGUUCUUCCACCUCUGGAGGAUCGAUAUCAUCAACAUCCGGUAGUUCUGUAUCUUCCACUACUGAAGCACUAUAUCCUGUCCCGACAUUCUAG